Messenger RNA from Mesoplodon densirostris (Blainville's beaked whale), 528 nucleotides. Its product is annotated as late histone H2B.L4-like. Gene Ontology annotation, molecular function: structural constituent of chromatin; DNA binding; protein heterodimerization activity. Bases 1 to 528 code for a protein of 175 amino acids. Lineage: Eukaryota; Metazoa; Chordata; Mammalia; Artiodactyla; Ziphiidae. The transcript has a single exon. Gene Ontology annotation, cellular component: nucleosome. The record is from RefSeq and is a predicted model, not a curated record. Gene Ontology annotation, biological process: nucleosome assembly.
AUGAACAUUGCCCGUGACAUCAGAGAAGGCAGGGAGUAUAAACGGGGCCAACGGCACUCAACUGCCGCACUGUCCUUCCCUCUGAGCUGUGGGGGAGACGGUUCUGACAUGUCUGAGCCUUCGUCUGAGACGUCUGGAGAAAGCCUGGCCACCAAGGAAGCAGAGCCCUCCAAAGCCGAGCCAAAGAACCCGAAGCAGAAGACACCGAAGCGCCACCGCGGCUGCCGCAGCCGCCGCCGCUCUGACGGCUUCGACAGCUUUGCCGCCUAUUUCCCCAGGGUGCUGAAGCAGGCCCACGAGGGCCUGAGCCUCUCAGAGGAGGCCGUGAACGUCAUGGAUUCGUUCGUUAAGGAUAUGUUUGAGCGAAUCGCCAACGAGGCGGCGCGCCUGGUCUGCUCCAGCAAGCACUCCACCCUCAGCUCUGGAGAGAUCCAGACCUCCGUGCGCCUGCUGCUGCCUGGGGAGCUGGGCAAGCAUGCCAUGUCCAAAGCCAGCAAGGCCGUCAUCAGAUACACCACUGGCAAAUGA